Molecule: messenger RNA, 504 nt
Organism: Closterium sp. Yama58-4
Lineage: Eukaryota; Viridiplantae; Streptophyta; Zygnematophyceae; Desmidiales; Closteriaceae
Source: the annotation of a GenBank genome assembly
AUGCUUCUGCUCCUCGCAGCGGCUUUGUCGCCAGCCGUCAAUCUUGCAGUCGCUCAAACCGUUACCGUCGGGCCAAACGGUUCGGUGAACGGUAACGGUUAUUCAACCGACGCGGAGGAUGGCAGCGUGACGGUAAACGGCACGACCUUCUUUCCGAAUGGCACAAUUCUAAACGGUGACGGUCAGACGAUCACCCCGACAACGAAUGCGGACGGAUCUGUAUCUGCCGGCGGUUUCACCGUCUAUCCGAACGGGACCGUCACUUCUGACGGGACAACCGUCAAUCCUGGCGGCGGGAUUACGCUACCCGGCGGGCUCAACAUCAGUACCGGCGGCGCCGGCGGGAUUCAGACGCCGGGAUUUUCGGUGAAUCCUGACGGAACAGUGACCGUUAAACAAGCCGCGCCGCCCGCACCCAAGACUGCUGGAUCGCUCGCAUGUCCUGCGAGCAUAUCGAUUAGCCUCUUUACCACCCUGCUGGCCACUCUCCUCUUCUGCGCAUAA